AUAUAUCAACAGCUCACUCUAGCUUGAGUCUUCUUCUUCUUCUUCUUGAUAUUUUUCUCUUUCUCUCAUUACCCACCAAUCAUCAUCAUCAUCAAUGGAGUCUCGGCUACUCACUGGUGCUUCUUCAAUCAUCGGCAUUCCCCAGCUCAGGAAGCCUCCGGCUAGACUGACACCAACAUGCUUCGCCAUCGCUAAGCCGAUCGGUCCAAUCGCCGACGGCGGCAACCUCAUUUGGGGAAGACAGCUCCGACCCUCAAUCCUCCUCUUUGAGACUAACCCAAUGGCUGUUGCUUAUAAUAAUCAUCCAUGCACCUCCACCACCACCACCACAAAACGCCAGAUUCUCCGACCAGUCCUCGCCGCAGCAUCCUCACCUCCGGCCGAUUCCUCCGGGGAAGCCAAGGUCGGAUUCUUGAACAAGUACCCUUUCCUUGUUACCGGAUUCUUCUUCUUCAUGUGGUACUUCCUCAAUGUCAUCUUCAACAUACUCAACAAGAAGAUCUACAAUUAUUUCCCUUACCCUUACUUUGUGUCCGUUAUUCAUUUGUUUGUUGGGGUAGUCUACUGUUUGAUAAGCUGGUCUGUUGGUCUCCCUAAACGUGCUCCUAUUGACGCAAACCAGUUGAAGCUGCUGAUUCCAGUGGCUGCAUGCCAUGCAUUAGGGCAUGUCACCAGCAAUGUGUCGUUUGCCGCUGUUGCAGUCUCGUUUACCCACACGAUUAAAGCCUUGGAGCCUUUCUUCAAUGCUGCUGCUUCUCAAUUCAUUCUUGGACAGUCAAUUCCAAUAGGCUUAUGGCUGUCGCUGGCUCCUGUCGUCAUUGGUGUGUCUUUGGCUUCACUCACUGAGCUUUCUUUCAACUGGCUGGGUUUUAUCAGUGCUAUGAUUUCCAACAUUUCCUUCACUUACAGGAGCAUUUACUCUAAGAAAGCCAUGACAGACAUGGACAGUACAAACGUCUACGCCUACAUUUCAAUCAUUGCACUCAUUGUUUGUCUUCCACCUGCCAUUAUUGUUGAGGGGCCACAACUACUUAAGCAUGGAUUCAGCGAUGCUAUUGCCAAAGUUGGUUUGACAAAGUUCCUUACGGAUCUGUUCUGGGUCGGAAUGUUCUAUCACUUGUACAAUCAGUUGGCAACCAACACACUGGAGAGGGUGGCACCACUCACUCACGCUGUUGGAAAUGUGUUGAAGCGUGUCUUUGUUAUCGGUUUCUCUAUUCUGGCAUUCGGUAACAAAAUCUCGACACAAACUGGUAUCGGGACGAGCAUUGCCAUAGCUGGAGUGGCUCUCUAUUCACUUAUCAAAGCUAGGAUGGAAGAAGAGAAGAGGAAAGCAAAACCAGCAUAAAUGUUGAUGGGGGAUGGGAUGGAUGGAGCUAGGCAUUUGUUGUAAAUGCGAAUUUGUCGAAAUAAGUGGAGGAUUUGUAAAAUUUAAUCCUGAAACUAAGAUCUUAUUCGAAUUUGGUUCUAUUUUGAGGGAAUGGAGGUUUCUCUUUUCUUUGCUUUAAUCUGUCAUUUUAAUACUCACUGCAACCAAUAAUAUACUAUGAUUUCAUUCAA
This is a messenger RNA of Impatiens glandulifera, 1560 nucleotides long. RefSeq names its product triose phosphate/phosphate translocator, chloroplastic-like. The transcript has 12 exons. Gene Ontology annotation, molecular function: antiporter activity. Bases 95 to 1348 code for a protein of 417 amino acids. The record is from RefSeq and is a predicted model, not a curated record. Gene Ontology annotation, biological process: transmembrane transport. Gene Ontology annotation, cellular component: membrane; Golgi apparatus. NCBI's taxonomy places the organism in Eukaryota, Viridiplantae, Streptophyta, Magnoliopsida, Ericales, Balsaminaceae.